Messenger RNA from Anastrepha ludens (Mexican fruit fly), 4844 nucleotides. It is a transcript of the gene pdm2, whose product is annotated as POU domain protein 2. Gene Ontology annotation, molecular function: DNA-binding transcription factor activity, RNA polymerase II-specific; RNA polymerase II cis-regulatory region sequence-specific DNA binding. The transcript has 3 exons. NCBI's taxonomy places the organism in Eukaryota, Metazoa, Arthropoda, Insecta, Diptera, Tephritidae. The record is from RefSeq and is a predicted model, not a curated record. Gene Ontology annotation, biological process: regulation of transcription by RNA polymerase II. The coding region runs from base 422 to 2278 and encodes 618 amino acids.
UGUGGCUUCAAGAAGGUGGCUCGCCAAGCCAAAGCAACUCACACACAUCCGUAUUUACUGGCAUCUGUAGAUUUGUAUGAAUGAGUACGAGAAAGUGUGGUGUGGUGCGGUGCGGUGCGGUGGCCAACUGUCAUCUGUGCUGCGAUUCAGUUGCAUUUCUAUUGCGCACACAGCAAGAUACUUCCAAGAGAGCCGGCCUCAUUGCGUGAUAACCAAACGUUUGCCAAUUGCAUUCGUCCUUAGCGGGUCGCGAAUUACGACUACACUUUGAAAACAUAAAACUAAUUUGCAUAUGCAAAAUAUAAAUUUAAUUUAAUUCUACAAAGCAUAAAAAAUAAGUGUCUCCUUUACAAAUGAACAAAGUCAGUGUUUGGAAAUUUGUGGAAUUGUUCAAAAGUAGUUUUUGUUUCACACUUUAAAUAUGAUGGUGAUACAGCAACAAUCACUUUGGAGUGCAGGAACACAAUCGGCGACUUCGCCCACCGUAGCCAAUGAGCAGCAGUCAACUAAUGAACUGCAAAUACAACAACAUCUGGUGGAUAACGAAAGUGCGAAAUUGUGUAAUGAAAGGAUUUUUAUCAAAACUGAACCCACAGAGUUGAUGCCACGGAGUAUUGAGGAUAAUGCACCCACAGUUGGACAUCGGCCAAAUGCAUUCACUGGACACAUGCGAACCUCGCCCUCGCCUUCACCUUUGCGGCCUGCAUCGGAGGACACUGAAGGCCGCGAAGAUGCAGAGUAUGGGGAGCAAUUGAAGCGAUGUGUGUCACCAACGAAGAGCUUGAAUAAAAAACGUCGCCUUGAAGUGGGCGCAGAGGUCGGUGAAGUACUCAACCUAGCACGUCAAUCACCAAAGAAGCCAGCGCGCUCACCACGUCGUUCGGUAACUCCAGAUAUCAGUAACGCGAGGAGCUCCGAAGACCCGCGUCAGCAGUUGUCAGAGAGUGCCUCUAACAUUUUUGCUGCACUCCAGAGCCCGCUGGCACCGCUACUGCUGCAAAAUCAUCUGGGCAUAGCUUCAUCAAACCUCGGCACCAAUGAGAUGCAACAAGCUUUCCAGUUACAGCUACAAAGUUACGUGGAAAUGAUGCGGCAAGUAACACCUGAUAACUUUCAAAAUCCUACGGCGACACAUUUUCUACUGCAAAACUCACUGCAAGCGAUGGCCCAAUUUCAAGCACUGCAACAACUGAAGCAGCAUCAACAAUUACAACAAGAACGGCAGCAGCGCUUUGAUGGUGAUGAGCUCCAAACGACGGGACAACUCAAACCUCAGAGCUUGCCUGCGAGAGAUUCCAAGUGUUUCUCCACGCCGUUGGCUUCAUCGCCAUUACGUAGUCCUUCGCUGAGUCCAGUUAGUCGGCAUCACUCAAAAUCUUACAACCUGACACACGAUGAACAAGAAAGCGGUGCCGCAAACUCAACACAACAAACAACACCACCUAACUCGGCUGUGGGACUACAAAUGAGCAGUGCCAUCUUAACGCCAAACACACCCGGCAUGUCUUCCAUAUUCCCCAAUGCGUUACCUGGCGCCGCAAUGAGUUUUAGCAGCACGCCGCAGAAUUGCAGAUCGGUGGGUGCGAACGCAGUGUCUGCAGCAGCGCGCAGUCUCGAUCAAUCGCCGGAAGAGACUACAGAUUUGGAAGAACUGGAGCAGUUUGCCAAAACCUUUAAGCAACGUCGCAUAAAACUAGGAUUCACACAAGGCGAUGUCGGUCUGGCAAUGGGGAAAUUGUAUGGCAAUGAUUUCUCACAAACCACCAUCUCACGAUUUGAAGCACUCAAUCUCAGCUUCAAAAAUAUGUGCAAAUUAAAGCCACUGUUGCAAAAAUGGUUGGAGGACGCUGACAAUACGAUCUCAAAGACGGGCGGAGUUUUCUCACUCAACUCCAUGUCGACAACACUCAGCACACCGGAAAAUAUAAUCGGUCGUCGUCGCAAGAAGCGCACCUCGAUAGAGACCAACGUGCGCAGCACGCUCGAAAAGGCAUUCAUGGUCAACUGCAAACCCACUUCGGAGGAUAUAAACAAUUUGGCAGAGAAGCUGAAUAUGGACAAAGAAGUGGUGCGCGUUUGGUUUUGCAAUCGUCGACAAAAGGAAAAACGCAUCAAUCCCGCCCUCGACCUGGACAGCCCCACGGGCACACCACUCAGCAGCCACAUAUUUGGUUUCCCAGCACAAGCACUCAGCAUGUCGAACAGCCAUGAAGCCUCCUCGAUGUGCGGCAGUUCGAUCAGCUCCCUAUCGCCGCACUGCGGUAGCAAGCAAGAAUGAUCCUGUGGCUACAGAGAUAUAACGCGAAAAAUGUUGUAUCGAGAUAUGCAAGCAGCCAAUCUGCCGUGUCUGCUAUACCAGGCGCCGCUAGAGUAUGCCGGCUGUGCAGAAACGUUCCACGAAAGUCGACGCGACCUGUCAAGGAUCUGGCACUUUUGCGAGAAGCCGACUUGCAAAAAAAUGUCCACGUUCGAAACGUAUUCGCACUGCACGAAGCUCAUCUGAACAUACUUAGAAAGACGUACUUAAGCUAAACACACACACAUAUAUGUACAUACAUAUAUAGUAUAUUUUAUAGUUGUAAUUAGGUAUUGUAUGAGUAGGUACUCGUAGCAUUUAAAUAAUUAACAAGCAACUAAAAACGAAAACAAAAACACUAUCUCAUGACCAUAUCAACACAGUCAACAUACAGAGCCAAAAUUUAAUUAUAAUUAAUUAUUUAAACAGUAAAAAAUUCCAAAUGUGUAUUUUAAAUGUUUAUACAAUAUAUAGAUAACAUACAUACAUACAUAUAAACAUGUGCACGUAUGUGUGUAGUGUGUGCCCAUAUGUGCAACUGUAUCCAAACACAAUGCACGCACUUACAUACAUGCACACACAGAUAGAUAUAAAUAGCAAUAAAUACUUGCUGUAAGUAGUUGGUAAUAGUUUUUUUCUCAUUUCAUUUUAGAAUGAAUUAGCCGAAUAUGUGGACGAAUUGAAAAUGUUUUAAGUUUACGUGUAACAAAAAUUACGCAUUCAAGGUUCCUAUAUUUAUGUACAAUUACAUUUCUUACAUACGAAUGGGCUAGUAUAGAUGUAUUUAUGUAUUUAUUCAUGUGCAUUGCAGCUACAAUAAACCCCUCUAACUCAUGCACUUCACCUUGAUGAAAAAGUUCCCGGAAUAGUUUCAGAAAAUGUCACAUGCAAGUUUAUGCCUCAAAAGUGAUAUUAUCGCCUUCGAAGUACUCACCAUCAGCAGCAACGCACUUAUGUAUGUCAGCGCGUGAUCCCUCGCUCGAAACAUUCAUUCGGAGCUGUCCACUCACUCGCCUGAUGUCUUGGUUGCGUGUUGUGCUCAUAAACCCACGUCGUGUCCCCGUAAUGAUGCGCUUGAUAAAUGUUGGGUUGAACUCAGCCUUGGAAAUGUCUUUUGCUCCCUUUUUUGCAUAAAAUUCAAAUAAUUGCAACCACAAAUAAUUAAUUACAUUGUCCUGAACGGAUCCAUAAGUAAUGUUUAAGUCCUAUGGCAGAUCUUUAAUGGUUAAUGUGCGGUUAUUAUUCAACUUUCCUUUCAUUUUAUUAUUGCUUUCAUCUGCUUUCGAUGUGGAUCCCCUGCCACUACGUUCGUCACUGCCCAUGCUCUCGAUCUCUUCUGAAACAUUGAUGCCACUCGUAAACGACUGUCUUCUUUGGAGUAUCAUUUCCGAAACAGUUUUCCAACUUGUAAUUUCUAAAGAUUUUGUACCAUUGAACCCAUUUUUAACGCAAAAUCUAAUAAAAAUUUGUUUAAAUCCAUUUUCAAAAUUGCAAAAAAAUCGAAAUGCUAUCAAAUUUUGAUAGGAAUGUUAAUCACAGUUGUGGCAACCUAACAAAAAAAAACAGAACAAACACAGAAUCAAAUCAGCCUCACCUGGCGAUUGUUCCGAGAACUUUUUGAUCAAGAUGGAAUUUUGUAUUUAUUUAAUUCGCUUGAGUUAUUCAUUCCUUACAUUUAAAGAAUUUUUGGAAUUUUCUGUAGUAAAACGAUUUUAAAUUGAACGGUUCGCCCCAAAAAUAUCCUCCAAUGUGAAAUUCAAAAAUUGAUUGACAAAUUCAAAAUAAAACGUCUAGCUGCGUAAAAUUAUUCAUUUUCCACGCAAUUAAAAUGCAACCGCGUGGCUUUUCAUAAUAUAAUUCUGUUUUUAAAUUUCUGAUUUGAGUUCUAUGCACCAACUUGGUUGACUGAACAGGUUCUGCACGAAUUAGUUCACCCUCCCGUAUUCUACUGUGCCACACAUAUUUUCUGCCAGAUACUCAUACGUACUCUUCAUACGUACUCUUCUUCAAAAUUUGCGAGAAUCAGUUGAAACUCUGUAAAUCAAACCAUUUCUCAACUGAGAAAGUAUUUGAGUUGUUUGCAAGAAGUUAACAUCUUUUUCCUUCUUUUAAUAACUCGAAUAACUUUUUGGUUCGAGUUAUAAAGUUUCGAUUGUAUUUAUGAAUAGCGGCGUAGAGCUGCAACAAUUUGUUAUUUGUUUUUUGUAUUUUUCUAUCCCAAAAUUAUGCAAUUUCAAGCUUUUGCUUUUACAAUUUUUUUUUAUACAGUCCUGAUUAAAAUACCAAAAUUAUUAAAAAUAGUAAUUAUCCUUCGGCAAUUACUUCCGAUGUAUCUUUAAUUUACACAUAUUUUGUUUUUCACUUUUUCUCAACCUUCCAAAUGGGUGUUUUGCGUUAGAUGUUGUAUUAAUGCGUGAAUCAAUUUCAGGUCAACACUUUUAAACUUAAAUCAAACUCUUACAUGUAACUCCAUACAUAUUUACUUAGAAUGUAUUAAAUUAUAUACUAAAUGUAGAUUUAUAGUAAAGUAAAUAAAUUCGUAUAUAAA